Messenger RNA from Annulohypoxylon maeteangense, 320 nucleotides. RefSeq lists its product as uncharacterized. The transcript has a single exon. The coding region runs from base 73 to 306 and encodes 77 amino acids. NCBI's taxonomy places the organism in Eukaryota, Fungi, Ascomycota, Sordariomycetes, Xylariales, Hypoxylaceae. The record is from RefSeq and is a predicted model, not a curated record.
GUAAGAUUCUAUGAGAAAUGCGCCGAUGAGAGUACGUAGUGGAGAGUUGUGAAGUGAUGCGCAAACACGCCAAUGGCUUCUUUCCACCAGUCCGAGCCUCAAACUUGGCAUCUGCUAGUAUGGGCGACACUUCGAUCAGCAGUGGCGCAUAGCCUUUUAGUCACAUUCGGCGACAAUCGCAAACCGCGCAAGAGCGCGGCUUAUGACAAUUUAGGAAGGGAAGCUUGUAGACGCCGCCGGCGAAGCCACCUGACGGGCGUUUGCUCCUGGAACAGGGAGGAUCGCACACGAAUGCGCCAGCUUUGAGCGAGACCUGUAUG